AUGUUCUUCAACAAGUCUACUCUCGCCCUAGCCUUCGUGGCCCUCGCGAACAUCGUCUACGCUGGCCAGACCCCCGCCUGUCUCCUGUCGGUCAUCGGCGCCUCGUCCAACCCCGCCGACCUGGCCACCCUGUGCGGCUCUGAUGCGAAGAAUCUCGAGUCCCAGAUCUCCGACAAGUGCGGUGACAAGACCCAGUCGGCCCUGAAGUUCUUCGCCAACACCUGCACUGCCAACGGCCACAAGCUCGAAAUCGCUAACGUCUCCACCUCCACCAACACCUCCUCCGGCUUCGUUACCGCUACCGCGACCUCUGGCUCCUCGGCUACUGGCACUGGCUCUUCUGCUAGUGCCUCUUCUACUGGCUCCUCUAGCGGCUCGAGCGCCAGCGGCGGUGCCUCUAGCACUGCUUCGGGUAGCUCGUCAGCUCCUACUGCCACUACUAACGCUGCUGCCGGUCUCCAGUUCCACGGCACUGCCUUCGCUGCUGUUGUCUUCGUCGGUGCCGCUGCGCUGCUGUGA
This is a messenger RNA of Penicillium canariense, 519 nucleotides long. RefSeq names its product putative GPI anchored cell wall protein. NCBI's taxonomy places the organism in Eukaryota, Fungi, Ascomycota, Eurotiomycetes, Eurotiales, Aspergillaceae. The record is from RefSeq and is a predicted model, not a curated record. The transcript has 3 exons. The coding region runs from base 1 to 519 and encodes 172 amino acids.